UCCGUGACAUUGUCUAUUGUCAUAUGUCAUUCCUGGAGGUUAUGUUUUGAUUGUGUGUGUUUUUAGUGCAAUUGUGAUUCAGAAAAAAGCAGCGGAAAUGCAUUUAAGUACUUUAAAUGUGGUGUUUUAAACCUUCACACGUUUCUUCUUAAUUGACGAAAAACUGUGCUAAAUAUUGCCUUGUCUAAAGCUUGUGCAACGUUAGACAAGAGGCGAUUUUGCAAUCAUGAAUAUGCGAGAUAAAGAGAAAUACAUUGAAAAUUUCCAUUUCCCGUUCUGUGAUGAAUCGGAAAAAUACGAGAAAAUUGCGAAAAUUGGCCAAGGAACGUUCGGUGAAGUGUUCAAGGCGAGGGACAAAAGUAAUCCUAAGAAAUUCGUAGCAAUGAAAAAAGUGUUAAUGGACAAUGAAAAAGAGGGCUUUCCAAUCACAGCUUUGCGCGAAAUACGAAUUUUGCAACUAUUGAAACACGAAAACGUUGUUAAUCUUAUAGAAAUAUGCCAAACUAAGGCUGCAUACCGCAACAGAUACAAGUCAACGUUUUAUUUAGUGUUCGAUUUUUGUGAACACGACUUGGCCGGGUUGUUGUCAAACGUCCACGUUAAGUUUAGUCUAGGAGAGAUAAAAAAAGUAGUGCAACAAUUAUUUAACGGUCUGUAUUACAUACACAGCAACAAAAUUCUUCAUAGAGAUAUGAAAGCCGCCAAUGUGUUAAUUACAAAGAAUGGUGUUUUAAAAUUGGCCGAUUUUGGCCUAGCUCGUGCAUUUAGUACCAAUAAGAAUGGACUGCCAAAUAGAUUUACAAAUCGUGUCGUUACGUUAUGGUAUAGGCCUCCAGAACUGUUGUUAGGUGAAAGAAACUACGGCCCCCCAGUUGAUUUGUGGGGGGCUGGCUGUAUUAUGGCCGAAAUGUGGACAAGGUCCCCCAUAAUGCAGGGCAACAGCGAGCAACAACAGCUCACUCUGAUUUCUCAACUUUGUGGCACCAUCUGCCCCCAGGUCUGGCCAGGAGUUGAGAAUCUGGAGUUGUACAAGAAGAUGGAACUCCCCGUCCAAAAGCGAAAAGUGAAAGAGAGGCUGAAGCACUACAUGAAAGACCCGUACGCUUGUGAUUUACUCGAUAAGCUGUUGGUCCUCGACCCCGCCAAACGGGCCGAUGCUGAUACGGCCCUCAACCAUGACUUUUUCUGGACUGACCCAAUGCCAUGCGAUUUGAGCAAAAUGUUAGCCACUCACACUCAAAGCAUGUUUGAAUAUUUGGCUCCGCCGAGAAGACCGACACAAAUGAGGCAUCAUUCGUUGCCAAGACCGACAACUUCCGCUGUGCAAGACAGCGGAUACCAAGAUAGGGUUUUUUAGUUGUAAGAAACACGGACAUUGUGGUUAUUUUCAAGUAAUGUGGAAAUUGUUUCUAAAGUGGAAACAUAACUGAAGGUUUUUCGGGAACCCUAAAAUUUGAUGUUACUUUUUAUUAUCUUUUUGUAACGUUUAAUAUGAUGUUACUUAGUUAACAUAGCGAAUAAACUGUGUAAAAACG
Tribolium castaneum (red flour beetle) is the source of this 1535-nucleotide messenger RNA. RefSeq names its product Cyclin-dependent kinase 9 (gene Cdk9). The record is from RefSeq and is a predicted model, not a curated record. Gene Ontology annotation, molecular function: cyclin binding; RNA polymerase II CTD heptapeptide repeat kinase activity; ATP binding. Gene Ontology annotation, biological process: positive regulation of transcription elongation by RNA polymerase II; protein phosphorylation. Lineage: Eukaryota; Metazoa; Arthropoda; Insecta; Coleoptera; Tenebrionidae. The transcript is spliced from 5 exons. Gene Ontology annotation, cellular component: nucleus; cyclin/CDK positive transcription elongation factor complex. The coding region runs from base 227 to 1357 and encodes 376 amino acids.